Prunus mume (Japanese apricot) is the source of this 444-nucleotide messenger RNA. RefSeq lists its product as uncharacterized. NCBI's taxonomy places the organism in Eukaryota, Viridiplantae, Streptophyta, Magnoliopsida, Rosales, Rosaceae. The record is from RefSeq and is a predicted model, not a curated record.
GUAACUCUCUUUCUCUCUCUCUCUUGAUAUCUUGAAGGAAAUGGCUGUUAUGAUCAGAAAGCCAUAUGCCUACUCAAAGAUGGACAAGGAGGACCUAGAAGAGGUCAUUCAUCGACGAGCGCAGUUCUUGAUCUACAAAGUGUUGCAGCAAGCAGAAACGCGAAGAAGGCCGUUGAAUUUGAGGAUCAGAAUACGAAAGUUGAAGGUGAAGAUUGGGAGGAGAUUAAAGAAGUUGAGGAAGAGCAUGCUGCUAAGUAUAUCUGCAGCCAGAGUCUGCGUUUAUAAGCAAGUUUUUAGUCAACUGAAAACUUGCAAGACUUUGUUUGGCCGCGGGGAGGGAGCCAUUGGCGCCAGUCUUCCAGCUUUGUUCACUUAAUUGAACCACUUUUGGUUUUGUUGUGUCUCUUAUCGUUUUGAGAAAUACCAGGUUGUAAUUUUGGUGUU